CUCGGUUCCCUUGACCUUCUCGUCCCCGCAGAGCAUGCGUACAUGGGCGCACUAAGUAAGUAGACUUGGGUAUGUAUCUUCGGGCUUAACGUGGCUUUCGUCCGAAUUCCCUCAUUUGGAAAGUAGUCGCUUUUGUCCACGCAUGGUGGGGCAGCGAGUCUGGGCUCCAGCCAAUUGAGAUGCCGAGAAAUACCGGACAUGGCCGGAUAUCCAACUCUUUGCCAGGUCUGCAGCCACUCGAUGAGUUAUGCACCACGCCGAUAUCGAAUACGCUCAAGGAGUACAUGGCCAAUAAUCGCUUGCCAUCUAGGGAUUCAAACAUACACGACGGGAUGCAGUACGUCGUAAAAGUCCAGUUUGGAUUGAUCCUACGGACGGGAGCAUGCUUGCGGAUGUGUAUCGUGUGCACAUCACGGCGAUUCGCUCUCAGGUCGUAAUCCGACUUCCCCGCAUUCUGGGCCACAAGCUCGUGGUCCGCUAAGCAUGGUGCUGUAUGGAUUCCUGGGGGUAAGGGCUCCUCGGUAGCUAGGAUCCCGUUGUCCAAACGAUGAUAUCAGGGAGAAAUUAAAUCUGUCGGAUCCGUCUACCAGUUCCGUCGAACCACCCUUCCGGGCAAAUCUACUACAUACACUGCGACUCGACGUUGUCGAGCUCUCUCCCCAUUCCCCCUUUUCCUCGUUUCAACAUUGCGAACCGUGGGUAGGACGCUUCAAUUGGUUCCCAGUACCCUGGAGAGUUGUCUUUCCCCCUAGUUUCCACCCGCAUACACCUACCCGCAGCACUGGCACGUGGAGACUAAACGUCUACAUAACCCUAAUAAUGGUGACGCGACGCUCUAGUGAAUCUGUCGCCCCAGCUGCGCCUGUCGCACCAGUCAUCAAACGGAAAAGACGCGCAUCGUGCCUGGGCGAGCAAGAAAGACGGGAACGGAAGCGAGCAAUUGAUCGCGAAGCUCAGAGGUCACUCCGAGAGAAGACCAAAUCGCACAUUGCAGAUCUGGAACGCACCAUUCAGAUCCUCAGAGACCAAGAUCGUAAUAGUGCCACAGCCAACCUACUCAGCGAGAUCGAGGCUCUACGCGUCGAGAAUGAGAAGCUGAGAGAUGUCAUCGAGAGUGUCAGAGGUAUAGUAGGAGGUGGUGACAUAUCUGCGAAACCACCCGCACCUCAUGAUACGGAAACACGAAUACCGCGGAUAGUAGAAGAGGAAGAAGAAGAAGAAGAUAUUACUAUCAAAGGAGACGCAGGUACUACAUGUAGAGCAUCGCCAGCAACGAGUGAACCAGGCCAACCGUCACCUCAACCUCAGCCUCAGCCUCCACACCACAAACCCUCAUCCUUCGCACAUGCUUCCUCUCCUCAAAAUUUACGGCCCCAACAACAUGAUGAUAUAAAACCUCUCGCCGCAACGCGCUCCCUACCCUCGCCACCCGAGCACAUUACGUACAUGAACCAAACCAUGGACAUGGAAGAUUCAAAGGUCCCCGUCACUCGCUCGAAACCAGUGGAUCUAGACGGCAUGACGGUCGUCGCAAACAAUGGUCGCGACAACGACGACGAGGACAUGCUCCUGUACGCGCCAGAUUCGCCCACCCCGGCCGCAUGGGUACCGUUUAUCGCCGAGAUCUGGGGGAGGUAUCCUUCGCCUACUGUCAUCCAUAUUGGGAGCGUGGGGGAUGGUGAUUCCACGUCGCCGUCUUCGUCUGAGCCGUUUGAGUCGUGAGAUUGGGGUAAAAAGGGACUCUUUUGUAAUUGGCUCGCUGGUUGAGUUUGGUGAUGUCAAGGGGCUGCUGUUCUCACGUCUUUUCUGGUGUUUUU
Periconia digitata is the source of this 1817-nucleotide messenger RNA. Lineage: Eukaryota; Fungi; Ascomycota; Dothideomycetes; Pleosporales; Periconiaceae. The record is from the annotation of a GenBank genome assembly.